This is a messenger RNA of Colossoma macropomum (tambaqui), 970 nucleotides long. RefSeq lists its product as uncharacterized. The transcript has 2 exons. The coding region runs from base 158 to 871 and encodes 237 amino acids. Gene Ontology annotation, biological process: negative regulation of double-strand break repair via homologous recombination; positive regulation of isotype switching; positive regulation of double-strand break repair via nonhomologous end joining. NCBI's taxonomy places the organism in Eukaryota, Metazoa, Chordata, Actinopteri, Characiformes, Serrasalmidae. The record is from RefSeq and is a predicted model, not a curated record.
CAUGCGCAGAAAAACAAACCGCUUACAGUGUUUUCUUCUUAGCAACACAGACGCUGGACCUGAUUAAAUGAAAUUAUUUUACAUAUAUAUUCCUUCUGGGAAGUGUCUAAAUUAAGCAGAAACUGCAAGAUUAACAGGGAGCUGCACACUUUACUGGAUGGAUGUAUGCUUGCAUUACAAGAAGGACCAAGAUAAACUGAACGAUGUAGUGUUCAUAACACAGAGGGCCUUGGAGGACUUUCCCUGCCGUGCUUUGCCAGCAUUCACACCUUGGUUUCCUUCUGCCGCUGACAGAUCUUUGCCAAUCAAACCUAAAAAUGCUCCUCCAGUAAUUUCAUCGAAGCUGUUGAAAAGUUCCAGAUGUCUGCAGAGAUCAGAGUUCGAGUUUUAUAGAAGUCAAUGUCCAGGUGAUAAAGACGUCUGUAAGAGGAAAUUGGUAACAAGCCCAGAAGCAGUUGAUAGAAAGGGGCCUGCACAAGUUGAGAAUGUGUCAGAAAAAUUUAAAAGGUCAUGGAGUGUCUUUUCACAUAAAAUGAGAACAAAUGAGAGCACACAGUCUUUCUCUAGACAGUUCCACAAGACUAUUGAGAGAUACAGACUUCACUUCCACCAGAGAGCCAAAUGGAUUAUUUGUGAGCUGAAUUGUGCACCGCAGAGUGUUGAAGAGGUUUGGACAAAGCUCAACCAUGCUAUUAAGCACUCCAGGCUUCCGACAUGCAAUGCCAAUUUUCAAAGGAACUUGCCCCAGAUAUGGGUGUACUGUGACAUAUUUUACUGUGAAUUCAUUGGAAAUUUCUUAAGGCAAAAAUUACAGCUCUCAGGAGAGAUUACUUUAGCAGUCCAUAAACUAGGGAACAUAUUUAAAUUGUAAACAUGUACAGUUAUUGUUCUAACCUCAUUGGAGUUACCGAUUUUUGUAAGUCGUGCUUGGCUGUCUACUUUUUGUAAUUAAUAAAGUUUUCAAACAAGA